GGACUGAGAAGUGCCCUAUGCUGAUCAUCACCGCUCGGCUACUCCCCCUCUUAACUGUACCCUUCACCCACCAGAGGAUUCUAAGGACAGUUGGCAGUGUUGCCUACAGGGGACUGAGAACCAUGGAGCCCCUCAGGGCCCCUCAGGAUCCACAAGUUAACACCACCCUGUCUGGGGUAGACACCAAGCCUCAGCCCCCUACUUCUGGAGCCCCAAUGGAGGGCUUGAACCCAACUCCAGCUGCCUCAACACCUGACCAGGAGAUGCCCCCGACAACGGGGUUGUUGCCAGGGGAGACAGUUGUCAGGGAGGGCAAGGCGGCCAUAUUGUUUCCCAGUGCCAACGAGGUGUUUUACAACCCUGUGCAGGAGUUCAACAGAGAUCUGACGUGUGCGGUGGUUACAGAGUUUGCCCGGGAGCAGAUGUCCCGGAGGGGGGUGAAGGUGGUAGUGCCAGGGGAGAAGAGGGUGGUGGUCAAUCUAGCUGACGAGGAGAAAGAGGAGACAGAGAUGCAGACAGGGGAGAAAGGAGGAGAGGAGCCAGUCGUAACUGCUUCAGUGGGGGAGCGCUGUCAG
Salvelinus sp. IW2-2015 is the source of this 575-nucleotide messenger RNA. It is a transcript of the gene trmt1, whose product is annotated as tRNA methyltransferase 1. Gene Ontology annotation, biological process: tRNA N2-guanine methylation. Gene Ontology annotation, cellular component: nucleus. NCBI's taxonomy places the organism in Eukaryota, Metazoa, Chordata, Actinopteri, Salmoniformes, Salmonidae. Gene Ontology annotation, molecular function: tRNA (guanine(10)-N2)-methyltransferase activity; RNA binding. The record is from RefSeq and is a predicted model, not a curated record.